UCGUAGGAAUAUUUCCCACGAUGUUGGUCCUGUGACACACUGCCACACUUUCCCACGCAAGUGAAAGCCCGAUCCUCCUUAAGCGCGCGUGCUGUUUCGCGGGGAAAAGGCAGGCCAGUCGAGCAAGAUCAUGUGAGAGUCCACGCGCCGAAAGAAGGUUACAGCAGCGAGCGAUAAGAGACAGUGAGCACCAGUACAGGAACGAGGUGGGAAGACCAGGAGUUCGUCACAAUAUUUCAUUGUGAACAGUCACAGGAAGAAUACUUGUGCUACACGGAGUAAAUACGUUAACAAACUUAACCUAUUCGUUUGAUAUUUUGUUUGCUUCACAUACCAGCUAUUAGAACACCUAUUAGGAUUUGUUGUUUUUACUUUCAACAGCUCCUUUUCGGAGCGAAAAAGCGUGUAUCAUCUUUAUAUUCCUUCGUUUUAUUUUCUUUACGUUGAGUUUGCGACUCAAAUAUAAUAACAGCAAGAAUAUGAGAGCACAAAUUGAAGUAAUACCCUGCAAGAUCUGUGGGGACAAGUCAUCAGGGAUCCACUAUGGUGUAAUCACCUGCGAAGGCUGCAAGGGCUUCUUCCGACGCAGCCAGCAGAACAAUGCUAUAUACUCCUGUUCCCGGCAGAGGAACUGUCUGAUUGACCGCACCAAUCGGAAUCGCUGCCAACACUGCCGGCUGCAGAAGUGCCUGGCCCUAGGCAUGAGCCGUGAUGCGGUGAAGUUUGGCCGCAUGUCCAAAAAGCAGAGAGACAGCCUGUAUGCUGAGGUCCAGAAGCACCAGGCAUCCCAGGAGUUAACUGCCGCCCGUGAGGAGGGAGGCGAGGUCGGAGGUCACAGCCGGGCAUACAGCAGAGGCUCCAGUGCCGCCCUCAGCGACCUUGAUGACAUCACCUUGCCAGACGGCCUACUGUGUGACCUGCCAGUGACACCAGAGGGCGCUGAAAGAGAGUACUGCAAUCUGGAAAUGAUGGGGGGAAGCGGGGGUAGCAGCUCCUCCUCUCAAAGCUCGCCCGAACAGAACGGACUGGACUUCGGAGACAGCAACCACCACAUCAAGCACGAGUACCAGCUGCUGCACGAGUCCAGCCUGUUCACACACGCGCUGCUCAACCCUCUAACCGAGGGAUUCUCCAUGCUCGAGAUCGAACGUAUAACUGCUAGUGUGGUAAAGUCUCACAUAGAGACCAGUCAGCAUGGCAGUGAGGAGCUGAAGAGGCUUGUCUGGUCCCUGUACACUCCUGAGGAGACACGCAGCUUCCAGAGCAAGUCUGCGGAGGUCAUGUGGCAGCAGUGUGCCAUCCACCUCACCAAUGCCAUCCAGUACGUGGUGGAGUUUGCCAAGCGCAUCAAUGGAUUCCUGGAUCUCUGUCAGAACGACCAGGUCAUUCUUCUCAAAGCAGGAUGUCUGGAUGUGCUUCUGAUUCGCAUGUGUCGAGUCUACAACCCCAUCAACAACACUAUUCUGUUUGAUAGCAAGUUUGCUAGCGCACAGACCUUCAAAGCUCUUGGUUGUGAUGACCUUGUGGGUGCUGUGUUUGACCUGGCCAAGAGCCUGAGUCGUAUGCAGCUCUCUGAAGAGGAGAUGGCUCUGUUCAGUGCUUCUGUUCUCCUGUCACCAGACCGACCAUGGUUGACAGACAGGCAACAGGUACAGAAGCUUCAAGAGAAAGUAUAUCUGGCUCUGCAACAUUGUCUACACAGAGGUGGCUCAUCAGAGGAGAAACUGGCAAAGAUGGUGUCCAAGCUUCCCAUGAUGAAGUCCAUCUGCAAUCUCCACAUUGACAAGCUCGAGUUUUUCAGUCUGCUCCACCCGGAGACUGCAUACAAUUUCCCCCCUCUGUACCGUGAGGUGUUCAGCAGUGAAAUCACCUUCCCAGACUCCACAAUGGACUAAAAAUCUGUUUAGAUAUGAAAGUGAUUCAUAUAGAGACAAAAAGAUGUAGGGAACGAGAGGUAGGGAGAGGAAUGUGGCAACAGCGAAGUAACCAGCAGCUCUGUGACAACCCUGCACGCUACACUUUAGGACAUACUACUCUCACCUCAGACCUCCACCCAAUGGAGUUGCUUGGACUGUAAGCCAGUCCAGGCUACAAAAUUCAACACUAGGUGCUGGGUACUAUAUGCAUGCUGCCUAUUUUGGGGGGAGUAAAACGGUUCUGAGAAUGUAUUUUUGCAAUCUCAGAUGGUUUUUCUAAGAGCUUUGAGAUCUCCCUUAAGCAGAAGUCCUCUGUAAAACCAGUUUGACUUCUUUUCCAGUUCUCAGUGUAAGUCCUUGUAAGAUAAUCUUGAAUGUACCCCACAGACAUGCAGCACAGCCCAAGGCAUGAGACUGAAUGUACUAUACAAUCCUGCCCCAUUGGAGGAGAUGCUGUGCAGUCUCUUUUUUAUCUUAUUGCAGUUUGACAGCUCCAUUUUAUUCUCCAGUUUCUUAUUUGGUAGUGCCCAUACUUUGCAGUUUUGUAUCCUAUGAACAAACUGUUUAAAGGGACCAAGAUCAAAUGGAUAAGUGGGCACAUUUUUUUGCAUGCAAGACAUGGACGAUGCAACUAUUACCAUGCAUGCAGACUUGCACACACAGCACUAAGACAAAGCACUUAUGCUGACCUAUACAUGUAUUUUUACAGGCACACAUUCAGACACUGAUAUUUUUCAGCUCGACUUACAUUUUUUUUAGGUGCAAUCAAAGACCUCAGUCCCACUACAUUUUCCCUUGCAAAUGCCACUUAGAGAGAGAGCAAGAGAGAAGAAUCACAUAAGUAUAUUUAAAUGUUCUUUAUCUAUACACUUAUAUUUACUCAUGUAAAAAUAAAAUUAGACAGAGAUUUAAAUAUAUAUAUAUUGAGAGGGAGGGAGAGGGGGAGAUGUAUAAUACGUAAAAAUUAUUCAGGUUGUUAUUGUAAAAGAGAAUGUGUUAUCGAUGACUCACCUGGUUAAAUAAAAGCAAAUAAAUAAAAAGAUUUGCCAGUA
This is a messenger RNA of Salvelinus sp. IW2-2015, 2968 nucleotides long. RefSeq names its product nuclear receptor ROR-beta. Gene Ontology annotation, biological process: regulation of transcription by RNA polymerase II. Gene Ontology annotation, cellular component: nucleus. The record is from RefSeq and is a predicted model, not a curated record. Lineage: Eukaryota; Metazoa; Chordata; Actinopteri; Salmoniformes; Salmonidae. Gene Ontology annotation, molecular function: nuclear receptor activity; RNA polymerase II cis-regulatory region sequence-specific DNA binding; zinc ion binding.